This is a messenger RNA of Drosophila busckii, 4417 nucleotides long. It is a transcript of the gene flz, whose product is annotated as serine protease filzig. The record is from RefSeq and is a predicted model, not a curated record. Bases 1 to 4293 code for a protein of 1430 amino acids. Gene Ontology annotation, molecular function: serine-type endopeptidase activity. The transcript has 8 exons. NCBI's taxonomy places the organism in Eukaryota, Metazoa, Arthropoda, Insecta, Diptera, Drosophilidae. Gene Ontology annotation, biological process: proteolysis.
AUGUUUAAGUGGGUUAUGCUUAGGCCGGCCACAGCGUCGCGCAGAACAGCAACAACAACAAUAAAGCGGCAGCUACUACUUUCCAACGCUUUAACAACUUUAAUAAUAAUUGGCGCAUUAUUUGUGCAGACAACAAGUGGAUUUAGAUCAUCAAUUGAAACCAAUGGCGCUGGUCGCAAACUAUUUGGCGGCUAUCGCAUUACCCCCAAGCACUGUCGUGCCACAAAGACGCUGCCCAGCUCAGAUCCGCGCUCCAAUGGCCCCACAAUCUGCAUGUUCAAUCACGAGUGUGCGCAGCGGGGCGGCGAGGUGGUGGGCGCCUGCAUGGACGGCUUUCUGUUCGGCGCCUGCUGUCAAAUACCCCAAACACAUGAGCUGGCCAGCACGCUAAUCAACGAGGCACAGAACGCGUAUCUGCAGCAGCAGCAGAAGCUGCAGCAACAGCAGCAGGCAGCGCAGUCUUCAUACGAAAGCUAUGGCGAGCAACAGCAGCAGCAGCAGCAGCAACAGCAACAAACGCUGAGCGACGAGCAGCCAGCGCAGCAAAUCUAUGAUCAGCAGAAUCUCAACAAAGUUUAUGAGCAGCUGGGCAGCACAGCGGGCAAGCCAACAAGCGUGGAGCAGCUGCUGAGCAGCAGCUCGACGGAGGCCACACACAGUCAAGAGUUUGAGCAGGAGGCAACGCUGCAGGCGCAGCUUCUAGACAACGAAGUGCCGUCGACGGAGCAGCCGCCCAACAUACAUGUGCACAAGCAUGCAGUGAAGAUCAACAGCUUCUCAGCGCCGCCCCAGAACGAUGACUUUGUGCUGCAGGUGCUGGCAACGCUGCCACCUGAGCAUGCGGAUGAAGUGCAGACUUUCACUACUGAAGUGCCCAACAAGAUUAACGGCAACUCGGAGCAGAGCAGCAGCGAGUCGAGCUCCUUUGAGGAGCCAACAGCUACAACGCCCAAGUCGCAGCCCAAGGCAACACCAAAGCCCAAGCCCAAGCCGCAGCAGCAGCCACAGCUGGCCGAGAGCAUGAAGCGUCCAGUGCAGCAGCAGCCCAAGCCCAAACCCAAGCCUGCCAAUAUGCAUCAUCAUAAUCAUUUGAUACUCGAGGGCAAUGAGUUUACACACAGCGAUAUAACGCAUCCAGGCGCAGAUGCGGAUUUGGUUGAGGAUCUGCAGUUCAGCACGGGCUAUGGCCCACAGCCUGUGUAUGCGCAGCCGCCACAGCAGCAGCAGCAGCAGCAGCCAGCGAGUGCCGCCACUACAGUCUCUUCCAUAACCACGCAUGUGGACUCCAUUGAGUCGAUCAUACUGCAGCUGAACAACAGCAGCCAUGGACCCAGCUACAAUGUAGUGAGCCAGCAGACUGCCAGCUAUGCGAGCAGCACUGCGCCACCGCUAGCUAGCUACAGCUAUCAGAGUCAGGAGCAGAGCAGCGAAAAGUCUACAGAGGAUUAUGCGUAUACAACCAGCGCCAACUAUGAGCCGCAGUACGAUAGAGUUUCGGCAGAGCAGUCGGCGGAGCUGCCCACGCAGGCAAGCAACUAUGCGGAGGAAACGCUGGAGGAGCACACAAUGCCCGCCAGUGGCUACAAUGAUGCUAGCGCAGCGGGCAAUACGCAAACUGCAGAGUUCAACAAGAUGCCAGUGAUGGGCAUUGCUUAUCCUGUGGACAUGAGCUACAUAGGUGAGGGCGAAGCUGAGAGCGACUAUGCGCAAGUGAGCGCCAGUGGCAGCCAGGAAGCCAACACUGAGCAGAGCUAUCAAAAGAUAACCAAUACGUAUACAGAGCCACCAGCAGAGCCAGCGCCAGCGCCAUCACCUGCUUAUGUGCGUCCACAGCGUCCGGUAGCCUCUUACAUAGGCAUGGUCACCAUGCAGCAUUACAACGAUGCGCUGCCCGCCGAGGUUUCAGUAUCCUCGCAUACAACCAAAGUGCAGGAGCAGUAUGCUACGGAUAAUGCGCCCAGCUACAGUGAAACCUCGCCCAGCAGCACCACAGCCACGCGUCCUGCGCUUAUAACUGCCAGUCCCAAGCCACGCCCCAAGCCAAGCAGCAAGCGUCCAUUGAUUCGUAAGCCAGCGCCAGCAAGCACUGCGCCCAAGCAGCCCAGCAGCAGCAGCUACGCUGAGCCGCCCACACGUCGUCCAGCCAGUCCCAGCUAUGAUACACCGCAGUCGCCAGUGACGCACAUACAAGUGAAGCAGCCAGCAGAGGCAGCGUAUCCACAGCCAGCAGCGCCCACGCCCAGUUACGAGCCACCCACAGCAGUUAGCGCCGUCGCGCCCACUUACGAGCUGCCGCAGCCCGCUGGUCUAGGCUAUAGCGACGCCACACGCAAACCUGCGAGCGCUGGCAAGCCCAUCUCCACCAGCUAUGUAACCGGACCCACUACGCCGCGUCCACCCGCCACUGUUGACUAUCAUUACGACAAAGUGCCGCCGCUCUUCAUGGCCGACGACAAGCUGGACGCAUUCAUACAAAGCACAGCUGAGAACAUUAUUGGCAGCACGCCCAGCAGCAAUGGCUAUCCACCACUUUUCGCCACCGCUUCGACGCCGCUGCACAUACAAGCGCCCACCAGCAACUAUCAGAAGCCCAGCUUUGUGCAAAUCUCUGCAGCAGCCAAGCCCACCAAGGCCACAGUGCUCAUAACACCAAAGCCCACGCAUAUUAACAUCUUUACUGAGGAUGUAACGCGUCGUCCGGCCAAUGACUUUGAGGAUCCGGGCUACUUUGGCAUGGGCAGCAGCAGUACAGCGCAGCAUGCGAGCUACAGCAGCACCGAGGCCAUGUAUGGCGUGCCCGUGGAUGACAAGCCUGCGUUCCCUGGUUACUAUGGACCCACGCCCACUUAUCCUGCCUUUGCUGUGCCUGGCGAGAAAGUAGUGCAGCCACUUGCAGAUGAAACCUACACAUCGCCCAAUGACUUUGUUAACUUUCCGCCUGUGCGCAAUCCUAAUCUCAAUAUGUCUGCUGCCGCCAGCGCUGUCACAAGCGAUCUGGAGCUGUCCACACCCGCUUUUGUGGAGGACGGCGUGCUUAAGGACAAAAUGCAUACGCUGGUGCACAAGCUGGUGGCCUCGCUGCAAGGCAACUUUGAAGCGCUCGCCGAUAUGAUUGAUGAUGCCAACAACACCGCUGGCACUUACGCCGCCAGCACUGUGAGCAAUGCAAACCGUAAGACCACACGCAAGCCUGUGAAGCUUGCGAGCACCAGCAAGCCCAAGGUCAGCACCAAGAAGCCAGCAACGCGUGUAACCACCAAGGCGCCCAACAAGCGCAUCUCCGCCAGCACUACACGCAAACCCGCCAUCAAGCGCACCACUGUCGCCAGCACGCGCCGUCCCAGCUCCAAGAAGCCCACCAAGCGUGUCAGCACCAUCAAAACCACAGCGCGUCCAGCUACCAACGAUGAGCUCAUUGACGAGCAGGACGAGGAGGAUGUUAAUCCCAAUGCGCAUGACAAUGAAAUCGAUCAGGGCACCAUCAGUGGAGCCUACGGCGGCGGCGGUUCACGCAAGAUACAAUGCGGUAUGCGUCCCCAUGUCAAGUCCGGCCGCAUUGUCGGCGGCAAGGGCUCCACCUUCGGCGCCUUUCCCUGGCAAGUGCUCGUACGCGAAUCCACCUGGCUGGGCCUCUUCACCAAAAACAAAUGCGGCGGCGUUCUCAUCACCAGUCGCUACGUCAUCACCGCUGCUCAUUGUCAGCCAGGCUUCCUGGCCUCGCUUGUCGCUGUCAUGGGUGAGUUCGACAUCUCCGGCGACUUGGAGAGCAAGCGUGCCAUCACCAAGAAUGUCAAGCGAGUCAUUGUGCAUCGUCAGUACGAUCCGGCGACGUUCGAGAACGAUCUGGCGCUGCUCGAAAUGGACAGUCCCGUCACCUUCGACACACACAUAGUGCCCAUUUGCAUGCCCAACGAUCAGGCGGACUUCACGGGUCGCAUGGCCACCGUCACCGGCUGGGGACGCCUCAAGUACGGCGGCGGUGUGCCCUCGGUGCUGCAGGAGGUGCAGGUGCCAGUUAUCGAGAAUAGCGUUUGCCAGGAGAUGUUCCACACCGCUGGACACAACAAGAAGAUACUUGGCUCGUUCCUCUGCGCUGGCUAUGCCAAUGGACAAAAGGAUUCCUGCGAAGGCGACAGCGGCGGUCCUUUGGUGCUGCAACGUCCGGACGGACGCUAUGAGCUGGCGGGCACCGUAUCCCAUGGCAUCAAGUGUGCGGCGCCCUAUUUGCCCGGCGUCUAUAUGCGCACCACAUUCUACAAGCCUUGGUUGCGCAGCAUAACGGGCGUUAAAUAGGCCACGCCCACUUUCAGCAAACAACGUCGCCGUCGUCGUCAUCGCCCAGCAACUGUAAAUAGCAAUAGAGUUAGAGAAGAAAAGUGGCCAGCUUGACAGCUUGAGCUUUUAAAUAAUUCAUAAA